AUGAAUGGUCUUGAUGAGAGAUUGAAAGCUGACUCCCAAGUAUCAUUAUCUGCCCUCAAGUAUGAGCUUGCCAUACACCCACGGUUUCCUCAUCCCGUGUACUCUUCACUAAGAUUGAAAGCUGAUUCCAAGCAUCAUUAUCUGCCCUCAAGUUUGAAACCCAUUCUUCAAGGAUACUGGUUUUCCUUUUUGGUCAUGGAAACCAACACUAAUGAACCCUUUGUCCAAACACCAGCUGCUACAGAAGAUGAUAUUCCCACCCAAGUUGAGGAUUCUGCUGCUACCCAAGUUGCUUCCCAAGCUGAAGCAGUUGCUGCUUCUGAGUUGCCCCCAGUUCCACAAUGCCAAGUGAGUAUGACAGCUCCUGUUAGUGGUAGUUGUAGUGGUAGGAAAAAGUCUGUUGUUUGGGGUCACUUUGAAAAAGUAAAGAUAGGUGAGGGUGAUACUAGUAAGACUAAGGCUAUCUGUAAUUAUUGUCAAAAAUCUUAUAAUGCUGAUAGUAAGAGUUGUGGUACUAGUAAUUUGUUAGCUCAUGUGCCAAUAUGUCCCAAGAACCCUAAUAGAGAAGAUGUAGUUAAAGGGCAGAAAACAUUAGCUUUUGUACCCAAAAAGGAUGGAGAAGAUGGAUUCCACCUUGUGUCAACAUCCUUUUCUGUUGAGGCUUCUAGAAAGGCAUUGGCCGAAAUGGUUAUAAUUGAUGAGUUGCCUUUUAGGUAUGUCGAGGGGUAUGGGUUUAAGAAAUUUGUUAGUACCUUGCAACCUAAGCUUAGAUUAAAUGAUAUCCCAUCUCGUCAAACUGUAGCUAGGGAUGUGAUUGGCAUUUAUAAUAGUGAGAGAGAGAAGCUAAGGAAAUCCUUGAAGGGUUGUAGGGUGUGUCUCACUACGGACACAUGGACUUCUAUUCAAAAUUUAAAUUAUAUGUGUCUGACUUGUCACUUUAUUGAUGAUGCUUGGAAAUUACAUAAGAGAAUUCUAAAUUUUUGUCAAGUUGAAGACCACAAGGGGGAGACUAUAGGUAGAAAGAUUGAGAUGUCGUUGCGUGAGUGGGGUAUUGAUGGGAUAUUUACCUUGACAGUAGAUAAUGCUAGCUUAAAUUUAACAACAAUUAAAUUUUUGCAAAGGGUGACUAAAGAUUAG
Messenger RNA from Quercus lobata, 1137 nucleotides. RefSeq names its product zinc finger BED domain-containing protein RICESLEEPER 3-like. Lineage: Eukaryota; Viridiplantae; Streptophyta; Magnoliopsida; Fagales; Fagaceae. Gene Ontology annotation, molecular function: DNA binding. Bases 1 to 1137 code for a protein of 378 amino acids. The transcript has 5 exons. The record is from RefSeq and is a predicted model, not a curated record.